Messenger RNA from Panicum virgatum (switchgrass), 1802 nucleotides. RefSeq names its product malate dehydrogenase, chloroplastic-like. NCBI's taxonomy places the organism in Eukaryota, Viridiplantae, Streptophyta, Magnoliopsida, Poales, Poaceae. The record is from RefSeq and is a predicted model, not a curated record. Gene Ontology annotation, biological process: tricarboxylic acid cycle. Gene Ontology annotation, molecular function: L-malate dehydrogenase (NAD+) activity. Bases 422 to 1597 code for a protein of 391 amino acids. The transcript is spliced from 2 exons. Gene Ontology annotation, cellular component: mitochondrion; cytoplasm.
UCCAUCUCCUGCUUACUUCUCUGCAGUGUUCCUUGUUCCGUCCGCUUGUAUGUAUGCUCGCUCUUCGCGCGUGCGAAAUGGCCGGAGGCGAAGCUUUCGGGUGCAGUGAGCGCGAGCGGCCGAAGCCGCGAAGUGUUCGGGCGGCGUGGAGCCGGCAAUUGCCGGCGGCCGUCGAUCGUCGCCAUACUGUACGGACUCGGUGACCAGAUAUUGGGAACCGGCUGGUCUCUGUUGGUUGGGAAAUGGUGAAGCGAGCAGGGCUGCCUGCUGCCUGAGCCUGUGUGUAUGAGUGCCGCGGUGGUUAUCCUUAUCCGAGUCAUCGACUACGACGGUGUGCAGGGCGGGAGACGGCGAGGGGUGCUGCAGCCGAUGUGCAGGCCGGGAUCCGGAUCGCGAUUGGAUUAUUAAAAAAUCCGAAGAAAUGGCGGCGGCUGCAACCGCAACCCUAUCCUUGGCGUCAGUUCCUUGCAGAAAGCAUCAGCUCCGGCGUGGAGCCAGUGCCUUCAAUGCGCAACAAUUCAGUGCUUCCAGCUCCCACUGGCAGCAGCACUCUGCCACUCUGAGGUGGGGAGUGCCAAGACCACGCGCCGCGAAGCGUGUCAUCGUCGCCCAGGCCGGCGCCGGCAGCUACAAGGUGGCCAUCCUUGGCGCGGCGGGUGGGGUCGGGGAGCCGCUCUCGCUCCUGAUCAAGAUGUCCCCGCUCGUCUCGGCGCUGCACCUCUACGACAUCGCCACCGUCAACGGUGUCACCGCCGAUCUCAGCCACUGCAACACGCCGGUGGAGGUCGCCGGCUUCACCGGGAAAGAAGAGCUCGCCGGCAGCCUGGCCGGCGCGGACGUGGUGGUCAUCACCGCCGGCGUGCCCCGGAAGCCCGGCAUGACGCUGGACGACCUGUUCAGCACCAACGCCGGCAUCGUGAAGGAGCUCGUGGAGGCGGUGGCGGACCACGCGCCGGGCGCGCUGAUCCACAUCAUCACCAACCCGGUGAACUCCACGGUCCCGAUCGCCGCGGAGGUCCUCAAGUGGAAGGGCGCGUACGACCCGCGGAAGCUGUUCGGCGUCACGACCCUGGGCGUGGUCCGCGCCAACGCGUUCGUCGCGGCGACGAAGGGCCUCCCGCUGGCCGACGUCGACGUGCCGGUCGUGGGCGGCCACGCGGGGACCACCAUCGUGCCGCUGCUGUCCAAGGCGCGGCCCAAGGCGGCGUUCACGGACGAGGAGGUCGAGGAGCUCACGGCCAGGGUCCAGAACGCCGGCACCGAGGUGGUGGAGGCCAAGGCCGGCGCCGGGUCCGCGACGCUGUCGAUGGCGUACGCCGCGGCGCGGUUCCUGGAGGCGUCGCUGCGGGGGCUCGACGGCGACGCCGACGUGUACGAGUGCGCAUACGUGCAGUCCCAGGUCGUGCCGGAGCUCCCGUUCUUCGCGUCCAGGGUGAAGCUCGGGAGAGAAGGGGUCGAGGAGGUGGUGGGAUCGGAGCUCAGGGGGCUCUCGGAGUACGAGGCGCGCGCGCUGGAGGCCCUCAAGCCGCAGCUCAAGGCCAGCAUCGACAAGGGCAUCGCGCUCGUGCAGCAGCAGCAGGAGGCGGCGUUGAACUGAACCUGCUGAAGAAUUGGCCGUCGUCUUGUGUCAAGUCUGGGAUGCUGGGCUGUGCCGGUUUUGUAGCACUGCACACCCAACAUCCAUUUUCUACUGAAGAUUGGAGUUGGACGGAACAAUGAAAAGAAAAGAACUCUGAAUCUUUGCGAGAUGCAAAUGCUGAAAAAAAAAACGUAUCCCCUAGAAACGCAAUUUUUUUAGAUAA